Ustilaginoidea virens is the source of this 954-nucleotide messenger RNA. RefSeq lists its product as uncharacterized. The record is from RefSeq and is a predicted model, not a curated record. Bases 1 to 954 code for a protein of 317 amino acids. The transcript is spliced from 2 exons. Lineage: Eukaryota; Fungi; Ascomycota; Sordariomycetes; Hypocreales; Clavicipitaceae.
AUGACCGACGCUUCAGUGUCAGGAGACUCCGUGGCUCAAUCAACCAGAGAUGAGUCCGCGGUCAAUCUGCGCUCGAAUCGAGACGCAACGACGUCGACGAGCGCAUGCCAAAGUUCUGGCCGGGAGGAAGGUGGUGGGGCAGAUGCGAACCAGAACGACCCGCCUACCGAAUCGGCAGUCUCGAAACUCGGGAUAUUCCAGCAAAGGGCCAAAAGACUGGGCGAGAAGUAUGGGCUGGUCAUUGAACCCUCCGACUCGCUGCGUCUGACCCCAAACGAGACCGCUCACCGCGUGGACAAGCCCAUCAGAAUGCGCAUCAGGCGCACCUGUCACCAAUGCAACACGACAUUCUCUGCCAGGCGUGAAUGCUCCAAGUGUCGACACGUUCGCUGCGACAAAUGCCCUCAAUUCCCGCCCAGAAAGGCCGAGCCGGAUCGGCUGGCCGGUCUCGAGGAACCGGAGCCAGCCGUAAAGGCCAGCCGGGAAGACCCAAGCGUCGCAGCCGACGUGUGCUGGCGUCACCAACGGGUCCAACGAAAACGCGCGAGCAAGACGGGCGGACAGGACCUGGUGCACCGAAGACCUCGACAGCGCGUCAGGAGAAUGUGCCACGAAUGCGAGACUCUCUUUGGGUCUGGCAGCAAGAACUGCGCCUUUUGUGGUCACGUUCGCUGCACCGACUGCCCCAGGGAUCCUCCCAAGAAAGGCAAGUAUCCAUUUGGCUAUCCUGGUGAUGCCUUUGGUCCCGCAACCGAAGCCCACUUCGAAUGCAAUGCGUGCGAAACGCUGUAUCCUCUCGAAGCCGUCGACGGGACUCCUUGCCAGAACUGCGGCCUCCAGAAGUCCGCAGCAGCACCCCGGGCCGCGCCACGCAAAAUACAGCCUCUGCCGGAUCUCGAUCUUGCCGCCACGAUAGCCGCUACAUCAGAGCGGCUCAGAACCUCCUCGUCAUGA